Aethina tumida (small hive beetle) is the source of this 2278-nucleotide messenger RNA. Its product is annotated as plasminogen-like. The transcript is spliced from 5 exons. Lineage: Eukaryota; Metazoa; Arthropoda; Insecta; Coleoptera; Nitidulidae. Gene Ontology annotation, biological process: proteolysis. Gene Ontology annotation, molecular function: serine-type endopeptidase activity. The record is from RefSeq and is a predicted model, not a curated record. The coding region runs from base 1312 to 2190 and encodes 292 amino acids.
UUGUAGAUAUGUGUGUAUUUUAGGAUAAUAUAUGUCUAAUUUAAAUGUAAGUGGAUUAAAGCUUCUCGAAGUUUGGGAAAAAACAGUUUUUAAAAUUUGAUGGACUGUAUUUCCUUAAAGUAACUUAAAUUUUCUUAAGAUUUUCUUCAUUAUUGUCAGUUUUCUACUUACUCCCAUGCUUUGAUCACCACCACAAUUAAUGGAUUUAAAUGAAACUUGAAAUUUCAUUAUCUGUAACUCUAUUCCUCAUUCGAUCCAAGUAAAUACUAAUAAAAUAAAUCUCAAAUUAAAUUUCAAUUAUCUGAACCGGUUUAACUGAUAUAGUGGAAAUUUUUCUGUCCCUGUAUAUUUUAUUUUUCAUACACCUUAGAACUAAUUUUAAUAUCAUUCGAUGUUUGAAGUUUACAGAUUGAUAAGACUUUUUGGGUUCAGGGAAGGUGACAAGGUAAAAGUUCAACGGAUCGCUAAUCCGGGUGGUGAUUAUCCUAAAAAUAGACAAAAACAAAUAAGUUAACAACCUCCUUGUCGACUUAUUUAAUUAUUUGUUUAUUUUAGUUAAAGGUGAAUGGAACCACAAAAUUCACUAUCUCCCCAACCUUGGUUUGCGGUGUCAACAAACAAAAACCAAUGAAAUGCACUUGCAUUGUAUGUCAGUGUGCAAGUGUCAUACGAAUUAAAUUGUAUGUUAUAUAAUAACUCUUUUGUUGCUUGAUCUACAACUCCUAAAUCGAAAAUUAAUCAACGAAUGCCAAUUAAUUCUUUACCAUUCAUUGAAAGGUCAAAAUUUAAAGGAUUGCAAUUACAUAAUGAUAAUAUCGUUAAUUAAAACAAUACGAUAUUGAAUAAAUAAAUAGUAAAACUACUCCUUCGCACCGUCGCGACGGUCGCGAAAGAAGGAAGUUGAAUUCACUUCCUCACAAAUAUGCAUGAUUAUCAAAUAGCGGGCCCGUGAACCGAACCUUGCAACAGACGAAACACCUAUUUUCGAACAUCGAUUCUAUUUACAUGUCAUUAUCUGUAUGAAAACAAUGCCGACCUUUGCUGCGGCAGACAAGGUUAUCUUGGAACUAGCAAUUACACACGCUUAAUUUCAAUUUUAUCUGAAAAUGCAACCCUGAAGUAAAAUUUGAGUCUGUUUAAAGGUAGGGAUGGACUUAUCCCUACUUGAAACCUAUUCAUAUAUAAAAACAAUAUUUUUUUCCGAUUGUCAUCGUACUUUGCAAUCACUCAAACAAAUAACUAAAUUUAUACACACACACACAUUUAUUUUGAAAAUAGUUUUUUAAUAGUGAGGUUAAAGUGAUCCCUACCAUGCAGUUAAAAAUUAUGCAGUGCUUGUUGAUAACAAUACUCAUGUGUGGAAUACAUGCAUUUAAUAACUUUGCUGACAUAGCUUGUGGAAAACAAAAGGGCAGAAGAUUUGGAAAAAUUGUUGGGGGUCAGGAGGCAGUUAAAGGGGAAUUUCCUUGGUUAGUAUCCAUCACAAGAAGGGGAGGACAUUUUUGUGGCGGAACAAUAAUCCAUAAGAGAUUCGUAUUGACUGCUGGUCACUGCCUUUGCACGGGUACCGGUUCUAAGGACUUCUAUAAGCCUUCAGCACUUAAAAUAACAUUAGCUCAGCACGAUCUUAGCAAUAAAGAUACCGAUGCGUAUCAAACUGGCUUAAAAGCAAUAAGCAUCCAUUCAGGUUACAGUUGUAAUAAACCUAGAGAUGAUAUAGCCAUUUUGGAGCUUGAGAAACCUUUAAUUUGGUCUUUGACUGUUUCGCCAGCUUGCUUGCCGGACGGUUUGAAUGGACAAAACUACGAUAAUUUCAAUAACGCCUUGGCCACCGUUGCCGGAUGGGGAUGGACCAACGAAGACAGUUCCAAAGGUGGCCGUGCUAACAAACUACAGAAAGCCAAAGUUAACGUUAUUCCAAACGAAAAAUGCAAGGAAUGGUUCCUGUCCCAGGGCAAGAAAACUAAAAUUCAAAACAAACAAAUGUGUGCCGGGCACGAACAAGGAGGAGUUGACGCUUGUUGGGCUGACAGUGGUGGUCCAUUGAUGCUCGAUACUUUCGAUGAAACGAUGGUUAUUGGAGUAGUAUCAACCGGUAUUGGUUGUGCCAGACCAUAUCUGCCUGGUAUCUACACCAGAGUUUCCGAAUACAUCCCAUGGAUUGAAGAAAUCGUUGGGUCUGCAAAAUAAACAGAUCGUAAAUAUUUAAUCUGCUCUAGUCAAAUUAAUAUGCCAAAGAAUUUCUAGUUGAAUAAUCAAUGCUGUGAUUUAGCAUGAA